GCAGUCCACUACCACCAUGGGCCAGAUGACAUCAGUGCCAACAACGAUGACAACGACGACAACGACGACGGUGCCACCAUCUGGGUGCCCAAUGCACCAGGAUUCGAAGCCGAUUCAGUGUCCUGUCGACCAUGCAAAGCCGGCCCAGUGCCCUGUGGAUCACUCCAAAACAGCCCAGUGUCCUGUUGACCCGCAGGCGCUCAAUUCGCUGAACCAAAUGCCAAAUCUCUCACAGUCACCUGCACCAAAUCAGACCAUGCACCUGCCAUUGGAUCGCACGCAGUCCUCCAUUCCCCGUGAUCAUUCUGCCAAAUGGGAGUAUCCCUCACCUCAGCAAUUCUACAACGCGUUAGUCAGGAAGGGAUGGGAAACGCCAGAAGAACAUGUCGAGGUGAUGGUAGAGAUCCAUAAUUUCUUGAAUGAGCAAGCGUGGCAGGAGGUGUUGAAGUGGGAAAAGAGGGCUUGCGAUUCUGAUGACAUACAAUUGGCUCGGUUCAAAGGACGGCCUGGGGAAAUGUCGCCCAAGGCACGGUUCUGGAUGUUUGCUGGCUGGUUGUUGCCUUCUCGAUUCAACACCGAACCACCAUUUGACCGUCACGACUGGGUAGUUCGCCGACCAAAAACUGGCGAUGAGGUUCGCUAUGUGAUUGACUACUAUUCUGCCCCUCCCGAACCCGAUGGCUCACCAGUCUUCUCUCUGGAUGUGCGCCCGGCCUUGGACAGCUUCGGAAGUAUAAAGGAGCGCAUUGCUGUCGCUACUGAGAAUGUCUGGGCAAGCUUCAAGGAGAAUCCUUCGAAGCGGACAUGAUGAGCAAAAGUAUAUAGAUAUUACUACUAGAUGUAUAUUUAUUAAAUAAAUACGAUCCUUUCAACGGA
Molecule: messenger RNA, 876 nt
Organism: Guyanagaster necrorhizus
Lineage: Eukaryota; Fungi; Basidiomycota; Agaricomycetes; Agaricales; Physalacriaceae
Product: cytochrome c heme lyase
Exons: 3
Coding region: 17-808 (263 amino acids)
Biological process (GO): cytochrome c-heme linkage
Cellular component (GO): mitochondrion
Molecular function (GO): holocytochrome-c synthase activity
Source: RefSeq, a predicted model, not a curated record